AUGGAAUAAAAAAAUGAAUUACUUAUGGCUUGCUUAUAUAUUGAUAUAUUCGAAUAGAAGAAACAAAAAGCUAGCAACCAAAGUUGUUAAAGAUUUGUGAAAACAAAAGAAAACAAAUUAACAAUGUAUUGGAUUUGAUAUUGUGAUUUAAUUAUUGGUCUUAUGGAAAUGAAAGCGUGGCUUAUAAUUAUUAGAGAUACGCCAGAAAAAUAUUAAUGAGGCUAUAGGUUUAUUAAAUAAAGUGUACUAUUCUCAUUUAUUAAGCUACACUUGUAAAUAAUAGCCUAAUCCUUACUUACUAUCUAAUUUCAAGCAACAAAUGGUUGAAUAAUUAAAAGCAAUAAACUUCAGUGUUAACUUCAGAGAAAGUAUUAAAUUAAUUAAAAUUAGUUGUAGAAUUUACAACUAGGAAUAUUACUUAAAUUAUUAUUAAUACAACUAAAUUACUAUAAUCAUCAAAUAUAGCUGAAAAAGCAUUAGUAUUUGUAAUUUAAGACAAAAAAAACAACUCCUCAAUUAAGCGUUAUAAAAGCAUAAAUUCCUUUAUUUAAUAAAAGCCAUGCUGA
Molecule: messenger RNA, 566 nt
Organism: Paramecium octaurelia
Lineage: Eukaryota; Ciliophora; Oligohymenophorea; Peniculida; Parameciidae
Source: the annotation of a GenBank genome assembly